AUGUCUGGUAUCCACGACAAACUCUUCAACUUCACCACCUAUCACUUCAACUCCCCUUCGAACUCGUCGAGCUACCUCGAACUCCUCGACUUCCAGUACGUCUCCUUCAUGAUGUACGCCGGUGCCGUGGCUGGUAGCAGUCAUGCUCAGAUCGUCAGCGUGGACGGUGCAACAGAACCUCUCGCUGAUUCCCUGGAUCCCAAUGUUCCACCCAAGAAUGCUGACCCGCUGAAUUCGGAACCUUUCAGACCUGUUCUGCCCUAG
Zasmidium cellare ATCC 36951 is the source of this 264-nucleotide messenger RNA. RefSeq lists its product as uncharacterized. The coding region runs from base 1 to 264 and encodes 87 amino acids. The record is from RefSeq and is a predicted model, not a curated record. NCBI's taxonomy places the organism in Eukaryota, Fungi, Ascomycota, Dothideomycetes, Mycosphaerellales, Mycosphaerellaceae. The transcript is spliced from 2 exons.